UGUGGGGUGAGCGCAGCGCCGGUACUGGCACCGGUACCGGUGUCCCCCCCUCCGGGGCUGGGGCUCCACCGACCCCAUGAGCCCGCUUUGCCUUCGCCCAUCAGCCGUCCCCUUCGCCUCCGUGGCUUAGGGUUGCGUGGUUUUGUUCCCCCCUCCCCAGUUUAUUUUACUUUUUACAGUCUAUUUUUGUACACUUUCCUAUCGAACCAUGGUGCUGGGGAAGGUGAAGAGUUUGACGAUAAGCUUCGACUGUCUGAAUGACAGCAAUGUCCCCGUCUACUCCAGCGGGGACACAGUCUCAGGAAGGGUCAGUUUAGAAGUGACGGGGGAAAUCCGAGUGAAAUCGCUCAAAAUCCACGCCCGGGGAAACGCCAAAGUGCGCUGGACCGAGUCAAGGAACGCAGGGUCCAACACUGCCUACACGCAGAACUACACGGAAGAAGUGGAGUAUUUCAACCAUAAGGACGUGCUGGUCGGGCAGGAGAGAGAUGAUGAUAAUUCAGAAGAAGGCCUCCACACCAUCCACUCGGGGAGGCACGAAUAUGCAUUCAGCUUCGAGCUUCCACAGACACCACUUGCUACCUCAUUCGAAGGCAGACAUGGCAGUGUGCGCUAUUGGGUGAAGGCCGAGUUGCAUAGGCCUUGGUUUCUACCAGUAAAAUUAAAGAAGGAAUUUACAGUCUUUGAACAUAUAGAUAUCAACACUCCUUCAUUACUGUCACCCCAAGCAGGCACAAAAGAAAAGACUCUCUGUUGUUGGUUUUGUACCUCAGGCCCAAUAUCCUUAAGUGCCAAAAUUGAAAGGAAGGGCUACACCCCAGGUGAAUCAAUUCAGAUCUUUGCUGAGAUUGAGAACUGCUCUUCCCGUGUGGUGGUGCCAAAGGCAGCCAUUUACCAAACGCAGGCAUUUUAUGCCAAAGGGAAAAUGAAGGAAGUCAAGCAGCUUGUUGCCAACCUGCGUGGGGAUUCCUUGUCAUCUGGCAAAACUGAAACCUGGAAUGGCAAACAGCUGAAAAUUCCACCUGUUUCCCCUUCAAUCCUGGACUGUAGUAUAAUCCGUGUGGAGUACUCUCUGAUGGUGUAUGUCGAUAUUCCUGGCGCCAUGGAUUUAUUCCUUAACCUACCGCUGGUCAUUGGUACCAUUCCUCUACACCCAUUUGGUAGCAGAACAUCGAGUGUGAGCAGUCAGUGUAGCAUGAACAUGAACUGGCUUGGGCUGACACUGCCUGAAAGACCCGAAGCACCUCCCAGCUAUGCAGAAGUGGUCACGGAGGAACAGAGACAGUCCAGCCUUGCACCCAUAGGUGCUUGUGAUGACUUCGAGAGAGCGCUUCCAGGACCAUUGUUUGCCUACAUCCAGGAGUUCCGUUUCCUGCCUCCACCCCUCUAUUCAGAAAUCGAUCCAAACCCCGAUCAGCCUACAGAUGACAGACCAUCUUGUCCCUCCCGUUGAAGGAAUGUGUGAAAAGCUGACUCGACUUGGGUUUUGAAUCGUACCUGGCGUGUUGAAGGUCAAGGCGUCAUCGUGGAGACAAUUUCAAAGGGAGCCAUUUUGCUCUUGCCUUUAUGGUGAAUAAAUGAAAGCAACCUGUGAUCAUGCUUUUGAAGCCUACAGUAACGUUGUAGGACUGCUCCACAUGCUUGAAGAUCUGAGCUUUCCUCCCCUUCCCCCUUCCUUAAAUACUGGCACAUACUAGGAGCAGCCUUACUAACCUACAGUCAUGUGUGUCAAAACACUCAAACCACAUUGUGAGAGAGGGGAUAGCUUCCUCCUAUGAUUUGGAAAUUUGCACAUGCUCAUUGCUUAUGUUGUGCGGUUCGGUGUCACUACAGCUUUUUCUCAUCUAUGCCGGACUGUUAUUAUCCUCCCCCCUUCUUUGUUUGUGGUCCGCACAAUAAGGAGCAAAAGAAAGCUUUGGGAAAAAAAAAAAAAAAAGGAAAAAAAAAAAAACCAAAAAAACCCAACAACAGCAGCAGCAACAGACUUUGACAAAUGCACUGACUUUUCUUUUUUUUUUUUUUUUUAAUUUAAUGUAGCCUGGACUUUACCUGCAUAUGCACAUGCUCAGAAUUGUUAUGGUAGGCUGAUCAUGUAUCACCUCUUCAGCUUGGAUCCUGUUGUGGAUUUAUUUACGAACAUCAAAUGCCUUCAAGCCAAUCCUUCUUGCUGUAUGUUUUGCAGCCUACUGUAGUAGAUAAGCAACAGAUGUGGGGAUGAACACCCUGGCGGUGUUCCAAGGCCAAGUUGGGUGGGGCCUUGGGCAGCCUGAUCUAGUGGGGCAUGUCCCUGCCCAUGGCAGGGGGGUUGGAACUGGAUGAUCUUUAAGGUCCCUUCCAACUCAAACUAUUCUAUGAUUCUAAGAUGGGUUUUGAGGGGGGAGAGUUUGUAGAAAGAAACUUAAUAGACUUCAUCACGAUUGUAUACCUUCUUGAUUUCUUUUAAGAAUUUGUUGCCUUUCUACUAUUAUCGCAAAGCAGCAUUUUGUUACAGACUGCCUAAAAAUCACUUAAUCUCAGGUGAACUCAUCACUUGCCAAACUGUUGGAAUGCUAUUUGUUUUGUUACGUUGCACUGUUGAGUUACUUUUCUUCUUUGUUUCGUGUUUGUGUUUUGUUUUUUGUUCUUUAUUAAAGAGGGGGAUCUGGAUUAGGGACAUACACAAAAGUUACAAAACCCACCCUCAUUCCUAUUUCUUUUUACAUAUAUAUAAAAAAAGAUCUUCACAUGAAGCUUUAAAAAAGAAUAAAAAAGGCACAACUGAAAGCAGCACCAGCAGACACCAGCUCAGCCUCGAAAGAAUUUUAAAAGGAAAUAGUCAUACGCUGUCUAGGACUCAUAGACAGAGUGGUAUCUCAAGUAGUAGGGAUGGGAAGGGAAAUUAAAUUUAUUUUUAUAUAUAUAGUUACCUAAUCACCAAAAAUUCUCUAUGUAAUGAGUCUCUAGUAGAAAGUAUAUUUCAAACUGCAGGAAAAGCUUGGACUAUGCCAAGAGCUCAGUUUGUGCACUUUGUAUUCUCUUCAGGGCUUAUGAUACUGUAAAAAGAGUUAAGACUUCAACUGGGCAAGAUCAGUGUUACCAGCCAUAUUUGUUAGCUUUGAUGAUUACAUCUUCUGUAGUACUCCUAGGAGCUUUAAAACAAAACAAGACAGCAACUUUCAACCUGUAUUCAUUUUAUGGAAAAAGCACUCGCCUCCUUUGGUGUGCCAAGGAGGAAGAGAGUGCAGUGGGGAUAUGAAAUGUGCUAAGAACCAAUGCCAGCACUUAAACACGCUAGAGAUUUCACACCAGAAGUGAGCUUUCCUUUGCAGAAAUUGCAUAAUGCACAUCAGUAACAAAGGGAUGUGCUUCUGGUGUUGACUACGUAAAUCGAGAUGUAAUCCAUCAAGCGUCUUGUCUCCUUGUGCAAUAAAACAGCUUGGAAGGGAGCGGGAGAGGGUGGCUGGUGCUUUUGUGUGGUGCUUGUUCUUAAAAUCGCCUCUGCCUUGUUUUUAAGGCUUCAUAAAUGCGACAAAACAAUAGGCUUUUCCAUAAGUGGCCUUCAUGAGAACAUGAACAAUAGUUCAUGUUUCAAAAAUGACAACAGGGUGAUAAAAUAUAAGUGAGUCGCGUUUUAAGUGAUUCAGUUAAAAAGCUUGGGCUUUGAGCAAAAAUAUUGGAUGAGAAGGAAACUGGGUGAUGUCUGAGGUUACCAGGCCAAUUUUGUGAAUGUCCCUUCCUUUUACCCUCUCCAAACAGACAAUUUUAAACGCUGAUGGGAUCGUUGGCAUAAAAGGGCAUUUGGUGGUUUUACUUUCUUUUCCUUUUUUUGUUACUUUGACAGACUAGGGAACAAUUGCCGAUACACAUAGCAUUAAGUACUUAACACAGUAUAAAUGAAAAUCACAUACAAAGCAGGAUUGACCAAAUUCUUAGUGAUUGGCAUGGUGUCAUCACAGCCUUUUUGAUCAGUGGGUAAACUCUAUGAAUUUAUCAAAUAAAGAUUUCCAGUUUGAAUUAACAUUAGUUGUUAAGAGGCAUUACUCUUCCGCAAAUAUCGAUCAAUUCGUGUUACAAAACAUGAGGUUCACAGCUGUAGCCCGGUGUUUGAUAGAAUUCUGAUCUGGAUUAGGAAAAAGUGAGUAAAAUCCAAACAUUAGAGAAACAAAGUGCAAUAUUAAAUGUUUGCUUUAUAGAUUAUAUUCUAUGGCUGUUUGUACUUUUCU
Molecule: messenger RNA, 4202 nt
Organism: Cuculus canorus (common cuckoo)
Lineage: Eukaryota; Metazoa; Chordata; Aves; Cuculiformes; Cuculidae
Gene: ARRDC3
Product: arrestin domain containing 3
Exons: 8
Coding region: 209-1453 (414 amino acids)
Biological process (GO): protein transport
Cellular component (GO): cytoplasm
Source: RefSeq, a predicted model, not a curated record